GGAAGAGUCGCAAAGUGAGACACCGAGUUCGAUUCUGCUGUUAUCGUUCAGAUUGUGUCGGGUUUGGAGACUGUUUGGCAGUUUAUAAAAAAAAGGCGCAGAGGCUACUAAAGAAUGUGCAGUCUCCAGAGGGGCGGGGCCAAACCUGCUUUGCGACCGGAGCAGGGAGGAAAAGCGGCUUCUGAGCGUAAGUUUUCUACAGUACGCAAUACCUGGAUGCUUCUGCUUUAAUAGAAGUAGAAUUUUUUUUGCCUGUAAAGUAAUCCCCGCUGGUUUUUUUUUUUUUUUUUUUUUUUUGAAGAAGCGGGACAUCGCUUGGGGAUACCGGGAUUCGAACAGGCGACCAGCAGGAGGAGGCAGCGGGUGACAUAAGCAGAGAGACCAGGCGAACAGCUCUGCGCGUCAUGCUCGGCAGCAUCUAGCGCCGCUGCUGAAACCCGGCACAGCCCUGUCGUUCUCCGUCCGCUAGCUGCAGCCUGCAUGGAACAGAGUGUGCUCUUCUAGCCGAGGUUCCAGCAGCUUAUCCCGAAAAAACCCCCCCAACAACAACAACAACCACCAUGAGGACUACCGAGGAGACGGAGGGCUUUGACGGCGAGGCCUCCAACACCUCCAUGAUCUCCGGGGCCAGCAGCCCCUAUCAGCCCACCACCGAGCCCGUCCACGCGCUGAACGUCCUGGGGGGACUGAGAUGCGACCUGGAGUACCUCCGGUCAUACUUUGGCAUCCUGAAAGCUGUGGAAGUGGUCCUGUCUGUCAUUGGUUUCAUCUGCAUAGAAACCGUCAUGAUGUGUGCUCCAUGUGGAGGGGUCUACUUUUUUGAGUUUGUCAGCUGCAGUGCGUCCGUGGUGACGGGAAUUCUCCUCCUGAUUUUCUGCCUCAACAUCCACACCAAAGUCCCACACAUCAACUGGAACCUGACGGACCUGGGGAACACGGCAGUCAGCACGCUGUUUUUUUCUCUGUCAUCUCUGGUGCUGGCCUUCAUCAACUCAAAAACUGGCUCUGAAAUAGCAGCAGUGGUCUUUGGCUUCCUGGUGACAGGUGUGUAUGGAUUAAACACCUUCCUGGCAGUACGGAGGUAUCGCCGGGGCAACGGCAGUCAGGGGGCAGCUCAGGCCAACGACUACAUCCGAGCUCGCACGGCGUCUCGCGGAGAAAUGGAGGCGCGGUCUGAGAUCGCAUGAGAGCCGACUGGCGAACAGCUUCAGAGGGAGAUGCGUUCUGAGAGGCUGACUGUGAUGGACAAGGGUUUAGUGAUUCUGACUUUUAAUCACAUUUUAAAACUCAAGUGACAGCCUGUUAGAGUUGAAGGUGGGCUUAUCAAACUCGGUCUGAAGCAGCGGAAAAGAGCUGUGAGAAAAAACAAAAGAAAAACUGCAGCGUCGGCCCCUUUCUCUGGAGUCUGUGCUGACUCGCUGGAAGGAUUUCUGUCACUGUGAAUGUAGCCCAGCAUUGAAGGAAAGUCAGCUGUUGUACAGUUUUGUCAUGACGUGACUGUGAAGUCUUAGAAAUGUGAUCCCUGAUCACUGGACCAGCAACAUGCAGUAACCUGGAGUGCAAGAAAGGUAACUACACCUCAGCUCCUGCACUCUUUGACCGCCCUACUUGUGAAAAUGAUCUUCUUAAUUUAAGCUUUGUUUUUAGGCAUUUUACCCACUAACAUCUAACUAAUUAUUUCUGCCGUCAAUAUUACAACUUAGAAAAGCUUCUUUUUUUUUUUUUAAAGAAGAGGCUACAGCGCCUUCUACUGGCAACAGAUGUAAGUAUGAGAUUAAAAUCAGCAGUAAGCAUGAACUGCUUUAUGUGGAAAACCAUUUUCAGGGUUUACCAUCUGUUUAAAAACAACUCUAAUUUCCAUUUUCUUGCCGUUGUAUCAUUCACAUCAGUCCAGACUUAAUGUUAAAGCUUUGUUAACUCAUAGGUUCCCUGACACUAAAAACAAAAUUUGAAUAGUUUGUGCACAAAAUGUGAUACAAAAUACAAUUAUAUGGAUUUUCUCUUAGACUCUGUUACAGGGAAUAUCCUCAGGUUUCCUGCAGGGGCUUUAAAUCUUUUGGAAUUUGACACAGACCCCUCCUUAGAGUAAGUUUGUUAAAAGAUGCUCCUUGACCACACCUAAGUUUACCUGUUAAGUUUAUCUUAAACACAAUGGAGUUGACCCCUCCAGAGCGGCCAACACAGCCCAAACUUGCUGUUUCACAUAAAAUCAGUGAACUUUAAAUCAUAUUAUUUUGUGGAAUUCUGGAAAAAGCAGAAUGUUUAGCUGAGAAACUCAGCUAGAAUGUUUCAUUAAAAUCUCCCAGAAACUGAUUCAAAUAUUUGAAUACUUCUUUAAAUGUUUGCAUCUAUUCCCCUUUGCACAAAUUUGAGUCUGUAGAUCAGACUUUCACUCAUUUCUGACUAAAAUGAAGUGAAACAUAAAUACCUUUUUUUUUAAUAUAAUAGCUGAGAUCAAUUGCUCUCGGUCUGGAAAACUGCCUCUCAGGUCCUCCCAUCUGUGAUUCCUUGAAAACAUUUGAGGUUGAAACCACAUGGUGCCUCCAUCUGAAUGCUGUAUUUCAUAUUGCCUUCCUGAUUUUCAGUCAUGACAGGAAUGUUGCAGAACACUGAAUGAGGGCUGGGGGGGGUGGAGAGCGUAGGAAAAGAAACUCGGUACAGUUUGUGUUCACUCUGUUUGUUAGAACAGAUCUGUUUGCAUAUGUACAUAUGCAAUUUGACUGCAGAUGUCAUGUAUUUAAAAAAAAGAAGUGCAUUGCAGCUGCUAUUAAAUCUGAAACAGACUUUAAAGCGGAUUCUUCCCUUCUGAAAUGUUUUUUCUUAAGGCUCAGUAGACUUGUAGCAAAUAAGAAAAUUGAUCUUAUUGUUGUAUAUGAAGAAAGAAAUUUCAUCCCAGAUGUUUUGCAUUGUUUAAAUGUGUAAAACCUUCACUACAGUUGCCAGCAAAGGUAAAAUAACUAAUAAUUGCAGGGUCUUAAUUGCCUCUAGAGCUCCCUCUGCUGGUGGUUAGAGUACUUUAUUUGACCUCAGGCAGCCAGAAAGAUUCAGUUAUAUAUUUAUGAAUAAGACCAUACCAUAUCUUUGAAUUUUUGUAAAAAUAAUAAUAAAUGAUCUGCAGCCUAAUGGGUAGCUUUGCAUUGCUUGAGUAAUCAGGCGUUUCUUGGAUUUGACUUAACUUCCACGUUUCUUUGCUGUCCUCUCGGCCGAAUGACCAAACUAGCUGUAUAAAAAGACAAUCAUCUGUAUUUAUGUUGGUGACCAAAUAAAAUACUCUUGCUUUUGAGUGGUUUUUAAGACACUUUUUCAGAAAGAAAUUCAUACAAGUGCAUAUUUUCUUUUAGGUUGAUAAAUUUGUCAUAUUUUUGUAAAAGAUUUUAAAGCUGAAUUUGUGUUUACGUUACCAUAAAUAUGAAUUCAUGGAGGAAAAUUAAAGGUUAACUUCUAAUUUCCUGAUUCUCCACCUCUCUUUUUUUUUUAAGUUUGAGUGCUUUUUUGUGGUAAUUAUUAAACCAGUCUGACACAU
Molecule: messenger RNA, 3523 nt
Organism: Oryzias latipes (Japanese medaka)
Lineage: Eukaryota; Metazoa; Chordata; Actinopteri; Beloniformes; Adrianichthyidae
Gene: cmtm4
Product: CKLF-like MARVEL transmembrane domain containing 4
Cellular component (GO): membrane
Source: RefSeq, a predicted model, not a curated record